This is a messenger RNA of Lonchura striata (white-rumped munia), 1410 nucleotides long. NCBI's taxonomy places the organism in Eukaryota, Metazoa, Chordata, Aves, Passeriformes, Estrildidae. The record is from RefSeq and is a predicted model, not a curated record.
AUGCCGGCCGUCUUUGGCUAUGAGAAGCACCACGACCUCAAGCUCCUGGAUUCCGGAGCCGGGGGGCCGGAUGAGCUCGCUGGAAAAUUCUCAGUGGGCAGCGUCAUGUACGGGCUGUGCCGGGUCCCCGAUCCUGGCUCCGGCACCCCCAGGAUCGUCCUUAUCAGCUGGGUGGGGGAAAAUGUGCCGGAAUCGCAGCGGGCGGCGUGUGCCGGGCACCUGCCGGCCAUCCGGAGCUUCUUCAGGGAGGCCACGGCCGUGAUCAGCGCCCGCCGGCCCGAGGAGGUGCGGGCGGAGGGGCUGCGCCGAGUGCUGGCCCAGCUGGAGCCCCCCGCCCCUCGCCCUCCCAGGAGGACCCCCCAGGACACCCCGGAGCUGGUGGGAACCAACUACCGCAAGACCAACCCGGCGUUGGAGCUGCAGCGCACCCAGCGCGAUUCCUUCUGGGAACAGGCUGAGGAGCAGCAGCAGCGGGAGCAGGAGGCGGCCGAGCGGGAGCGCGGGGGGCGCACCGGGGUCAGCGGGACGGCGGCCGAAGCCGCCAUCCUGGUCUCCCAGCGCACGCAGAACCCCCGGGAAUUCUUCCGGCAGCGGGAGCGCUCGGGGUCCACAUCCGCAUCCCCCCUGCCCGGCAGCACCCCCGGUGCCCGCCGGCCCUUCCUGCGGUACCAGCGCAGCCUGACGGAAUCCGCCUUCAUCUUCCGCCGGCCGGAGCCCCCCCAGACCCCCCAGCCCGGCGCCUAGGGGGGCACCGCCCCCCAGCCCCCGCCGGCCGCCGCCGCCUCUGCCCCCCGGCCCCGCGGGGACAGGGACAGCCCAGCGUGCCACCGGCGGGACCCCCGCCAGCCCCGUGGGGACAGGGACCCCACAAUGCGGCACCCUGGGGACCCCCUCCAGCCCAGCCCGAGCAGGGUCCCCCCAUGCCAGCAGCCCCGUGGGGACGGGGACCCCUCCCCCUGUCCCCCCAGGGAGCCCCCCCACCCCCAAUGUGCCACCGCGGGCACCCCCUCCAGCCCCGUGGGGACGGGGACCCCUCCCUCCGCCACCCUGGGGACCCCCAGUUUUGCCAGCACCAGUUCAGGGUCCCCCCCUGCCAUGUCUGUGCCCCCUCCCAGCCCCCCCCGGGAUAAAGGGGGGUCCCCCCCGGACACUCCCCCCCUCCCCAGCCCCCCAGCAUGGGAAUCUUUGGGGCCACUCCUUGAGGAUGUCCCCAGCCCGCGGGAGGGGUCCCCAAUCCCCCCGGCCGGCCCCCCCCUGCACAGCCCCAGUCCCCCCCGCCCCGUGCAGGAUUUGGGGCGCAACGGAAUCGGGGGGCACGAGUUUGAGGGGGGCUGGGAGACCCCCUGGGAGCCGGGACCACCCCCUGGGCAGGUACGGGAGAGGCUGGGGGAGAUGGGGGUGGGCCGAGAU